UGCGAUUCACGGCAGUAUAGUGGUCCCCCAUGAGCAAUUUGCAACAUUGUAGUAUGUUUCAUUGAAUCAACAAGAAAACCCUUUCCACAGUAUGUCCUGUGUAUGCCAUGAAUGGCCAUUCUUUGCUUACACUCCCGAUCAAAAAAUUUGGGUCAUUUCUUCGGAAAUAUGAUAUUUUUUGAAGUCCAUAGUGUACAUUUUUUAUUAUUAUAAAGGUCUCAGACCUCUAAGAACACAUAGGAUAUUAGACCAUUUAAACCGAAGGGGUUGCUACACAGUGCUAUCACGAGCUGGACGAGAGGAUGGAAGAGAUUAACAAAUCUGGAGAUGUUAAGGACAAACGUCUUGAAAUCCUGGUUCAACAGUGCAUCGCAACUUCAGACGCACAAAUCUCAAGAUGCAAGCUUCAAACAACAAUGCAUGUUAUUAUUCUGUUCUUGCUCACUUGUAAUAAGCCUAAAAUAAUAAGCGCAGGUGCGCUGGUUUUGUUUACGAAGAAAUUUGUGCCCUCGAAAUCGUGGGUAGGUGCCAAAGUCGGCCAUUGUGGCGGCCAUAUUGGGAUUCUAACAAGUCUGUCCUUAAUAGUUUAUGUGUAUUUAUCCAUGAAGCAGGGACAACAACAACGCUAGAGGUGAUAAGCACCGCUCAGCGAGGCCAUCGUAAUUAGUUGGUUCGACGAAGUGAGAUGACCGAAAAGAAUGCUAGUGGCCGAUACCCGGCUCAAUAGGAAAGCAAUAAGAGCAAAAGAGAAACGAAUUUUCCACAGCAAGAAACGAUAGCAUGAAGAGAGUGUGAUUGCUGCAUCGCAAGAUAGCAUGGACAGGAACAGUAUGCGGAGGUUUUAUACAAUUGUCAAUGGCGCGUGACACAAGACUGCGCCAGUGCCCGCCAUGUGCAAUAAGAAAUUUGUUGACAGACAAAACAAUUGUAGCAGCCAGAUGAAAGAGGGUGGAGCAUUUCGAAGAUUUUUCUAAAUCUAAAAAUUUUACAACAUCAAAUCAGAUGGUAAAUCUAAACUUGAAGUUAGACAGAGAAACAGACGGGGCUAAAACACAAACACAACUUCCAAAAGCAUCCACGGACGCGUACCUUUUCCCUUUAAGUGAAACAUGAAAGUUAAAUUGAAAUUUACAAACUAGCAGUUUUUUCAUGUGAUUUGGAUCUAAAAGUGAAUGGGAGUUCCAGUUUACAAGGUUUUUUAAAGCCGUAGCUUUAUGUACACUACACUUUUAUGUUUUUUCACCAAAUCACGGAAAUUUUCUUUGCUUUUUACCGAGAUUGGCACCGCAGAGUGCUCAGCAAAUUUGAUUUGUUGUUUGUUUGCUCAGUUUGCCAAAAUUCAGUAUAAAUAUUUGCUGAGACACGGUGGUGUCUGAGUUUUCCGUGCUCAUCUUAAUGUGUACAGCCCCAUUUUGCACAAAAAAUAGAAAUGAUGUAAAUUCGAUAUCUAAAAAUGAUUGGUUAGCUCAAAACAAUCAUGUUAAAGUUUUAAAUACAUCAUUUUUUAGAGCCAAGAAGCCUUUAUUUUCAAAAAUUGUAAAUAAAAAAAAAAUAUCGACAAUUUAGAACCCUGAAGAAGACCCUGUUGGGUAAAAUUGCUAGAAAAAUUAUAGGUUUCAUCUACAAAACAAUUGAUAUGCUCAGCCCUAAAAAUGUGCAUAUUUAAAGCAUUUCUGUAGAUGUAGAUCAUUUCGAUUUUCUAAAAAAUCAUUCAAAGUUUUCGCCAGAGCAAUUUUUGAAAAAUGGCCCUUUUUGUGUAUUUUUCUGUAAAUUGCUAAUUAAUCUUAAAGGGUAUAAAGGAUUUUGUAAAUAUUGUGUUUGAAUUGUGCUGAUGAAAGAACUAUUUUUUAGGCAUUUCCCAAGUUUUAUCUGAUAGUACUACAUAUUUAAGGCGUCAAUGCUCUAAAAAAAUUAAAAUAUCUUGUCUAGAAGCUGAGAUUCGUUUCUACCGUUCGGGAAAUAUUUCAGAUGUUUGCAAAACUCUGUAUAUUGGUAUUAGUGACACUUUAAUCACGGAGAAAAAAAAAUUAGUAAAGACAAACAAGUAUUAGUUUGAUUGAACCAGAAUGCCAGUUUAAAUUCGAUACAAACAAAAUUUUAGUUAAUUUUAACUACCCGCCUUGGUUGAAACACACCAACAUUUCAGUUAAAAAAGUGCUGGUAAAUUCAACAAACGUUAGUUUGAUUUUACCAUUCGUUAGUUUCAAUUAUGACAGUUUCGUAAACAAACCGAAAUGGUAGUUGAACCAAUCAAUACGUUUUAGUUUAAUUCUACUAAUAUUUAGUUUAAAAUAACAAACGCUGUCAUUCAAAUCAAACAACAUGUUUGUUGUAGUUACAUUUUAUGUAUUUUUACUUCUUCUUCAUCCCUUUCCCCAAUCUUCUUCUUCCUCAUUCCACUUUCCUUCCAUUCGCAUUCUCAUUUAUUCGAAAAACUAUUAUAAACUAGCUGUCCCGGCAAACUUUGUCUUGCCGUCUUGUGGUGGUUUGACAACUGUUGAGCUCAAAACCCUACAAACGUUAUUGCUGUACAACGGCUGAAUAAACCGCUCUUAAGCUUGAUUUUCAAAUUUUUGGUUGAAUAAGCUUUUGUUCAGCUACCAUUGUUACUUGGGAAUAGCACCGCACUCUAGAUUGAUUUCAUUUCGGUCGUGGUGAUUUCCUUCCCAGCUCAUGGAAAAUCAGUUCUUUAUCUUUUUUUACUUUUCUAGUGGAUUUUCGUAACUUUUUGUACAUAUAAACACAGCCACCAUGAAUACGAACCAAACCGUGCAAGAGUCAUGCUGAUCGGUCCACCCGUUCUUGAGUUUUGUUGCCUCAAAGGAACUUCAAACUCAUUUAUAUAUAUAUAUAUACAGGGUGACUGGUAAUUCGUGUUACACCCGAAAGGAGGUGAAAGUAGACCAUAUUUGCAGCAAAAAAUUGUUCUACAGGUAGGUCCGGAAAUCACUGCUAAGUGAGUUAUUCAAAAAUUAGUGUUUUUAAAUUACCCCAUCUUUAAACAUCUCUAACUCAGAAACUAUGAACCGUAUAAUCAAUCUAAGCGCAUGGAUAAAAAGCUUAAAGCUUUGUCUUUUAAUGCUCUUUGGACAGGUAAUUGAUAAAAAGUCAUUUAAGUGCAGAAAUUUUGAUUUUUAUGUAAAAAGUGCCUAAAAAUGUACCCUUUUUACACCUUUUUUGAUAGUUUAUUCGUGAAAAACGUGAUAAAUGUGAGAAAUGUUCUUCUACAAAACAUUCAUUUUUUGAUACGCUACCAAACUGUCCUUUAGUGCAACAUUGUAUCUUUCAUAGUUUUGUCACAAUCUUGAAUUCAAAAUCUGGUGAAAUAAAUCAAUGUUUUUAUUGCAAUACUGUCUGGCAACCCUACACGUUUGCUUGCUGUUGGUCGUCGUGCGCAUGGCAACGAAGUCCGGCGUCGCGGUGGCGGUCAUCGUUUGACAGAGCCAACAGUGAACGGAAAAUUGCGCGCAAUGUUUAUGAAUCAAUCUCAAGGCAUCCUUUUCUUUGGGUGAAGAUUCAAUUCGCCUAGAUGCCAUACACCCAAACCCACUCACUGGUGGAAUUUAGCGAGAUCAUAACGCUGGGUGGCACCGUUUUAAGGGAUAUUCAAACCUACGGGCCGAGACUGGGUCCGGGCCGGGGCCGCGGCCGAGACGCGAUAGGGCUUUUGUCGCUUCGUUCUCACUGCACACAAUGCUCACCGGGCUAUAGCGCCUGCGCACCAACAAUUUAUGUUGCGCGAACGCACGCACAGUAUGAAGCGGUUGUCAUUUAUUUUUGUUUUUUUUUUUUUUGCGCACUUUCUCUAGUGUGUUUGAUGUACAUUCAUCCAGAACUUUCUUUUGUAAUUUCUACAGGAAUCUGGGAUUCCUCCAGCUUUUUUUAUGAUUUCCCUUGGGAUGCUUUCUGGGACUCUCCCGUAGUUCUUUCUGGAAAACCUCUAAUGAGAUUCUUCUAGGAGUCCUUCCUGGUAUUUCUCCAGCUACUCCGUCUGGGUUUUUGUCCUUUAGUUCUACUAAAAUUUCUUCUGGGAUACUUUCAAGAACUGGUUUAGAAUUUUUCUCCAGAAAUUCUUCCAGGAGUAGCUUCUCACAGUUUAUUUAUUUUCAGUUCAACGGGAAGCCCUCCUGAUGUUCCUGAGAGUGAGUCCAGGAGCUCCCCAGGCAUUCCUCCAGGCCACCCCCAAAAAAUACCAAGGGAAUUUCUUAAGAAUUAGCUCAAGAAUUCCUCCAGCAUUUGUCGUAGAAUCACCCUAGGAUUUUACUGGGAAUUUCUCCAUUAUAACUCUGGUAAUUAAUGCAGGAGUUCUCCAGCAAUAAUGCAUGUUUCUCUUCAGGAUUUUUCCCGAAAAUUACUGAAGGACUCAAGGGAUUUCUCCAGAAAUUCCUGCAUUAAUACCACCAGGACUUCCUCAAGGGAUUCCUCCAAAAAAUCCUCCACGAUGCCAGCUAAACAUUCUUCCAGUAGUUCUUCCAGGAAUAACUCCAGAAAUUCAUCUCGAAAUUCCUACAGGAAUUUCUCUUCAGGAAUUGUAGAAGGGAUUUCAUCAGGAAUUCUUCCAGGGAUUUCACAAGACAAUUUUUCAAUAAAUUGCUCCAAGACUUUCUCUAAGAAUUCCUGCAAGGAUUCAUCUAGGAAUUCCUCUGACGAUUCCUCUAGAUUUUUUUUCCACGGUGUCCUCCAAAAAUUCUUCCAGUUAUUCCUCCAUGAGUUCCUGCAGGAAUUUAUCCCGAAAUUCUACCAGGAAAUCCUGCAGGGAUUCCUCCAGGAAUCGCACCAUAAAUUCCUCCUGUAAUUGCUGCAGGAGAUUCUCUAGAGGUUCCUCCAAGGAUUCGUCUAGAAUUCCUUCCAGAAUUUCUCCCUGGAAAUCAUCAAGAAAUUCCUCUAGAAAUUCCGUCAGUAAUUCCUCUGGAAAUUCCUUCAGUAAUUCCUCACAGAAUUCCUCUAGGAAUUUCUACAGGGAUUUCUUCAAAAAUUUCUCCAGAAAGUACUCCAGGCAUUUCUCCAGGAAUUACUUCAUGAAUUUCUCCAUAAAUUAUUCCAGGAAUUCCUCCAGAAAUUACUUCAGGUACUACUCCAGGAGUUCCUCCAAGAAUUCCAACGGAAAUUGCUCAAGGCAUACCUCCAGAAAUUCCAUCAGGUAUUUUUCCAGGAAGUCUUUUUGGAAAUACUCCAGGCAUAACUCCAAGAAUUUCUCCGUGAGUUACUCCAGGUAUUCCUACAGGAUUCUUACAGAUGUUUAUCCAGGAACUACUGCAAGAUGUCCUCCAUUUUUUUCCAGGAAUUCCUCCAGUGAUUCCUUCAUAAAUUUCUCCAGUAAAUGCUCCAGAAAAUUCUUUAGAGAUUCCUUCAGAAUUCCUUCCUGUAUUUCCUCCAGGAAAUCGUCCAGAAAUUUCGCCAGUGGUUCCUUUAGUAAAUCUUCUAUGGAUUCCUCCAGGAGUUCGUACAGAAUAUCCUCCAGAAAUUUCUCCAGACAUUCCUCCAGAAAACACUCCAGAAAUUCCUCUAAGAAUUUCGCCAGUGAUUUCUUUCGUCCAGAAAUUUCGCCAGUGAUUCCUUCAAUAAAUAUUCUAGGGAUUCCCCCAGGAAUUCCUACAGAAUAUCCACCAGAAAUUCCUUCAGGCAUUACUCCAGGAAUUCCUACAGAAAAUACUCCAGGAAUUCCUCCAGGAAUUCAUCCACGAACUUUUCCAGAAAUUCCUCACGGAAUUCCUCCGAAAAUUUCUCCAAGAAUUCUUUCAGGAAUUUUUCCAUAAAGUCUUCCAGGAUAUACUCCAUGAAUUACUCCAAGAAUUGCUUCAGGAAUAACUCGAGGAAUUCCUCCAAAAAUUCCUCCAAGAAUUCCUUCAGGAAUUCUUCCAUAAAGUCUUCCAGGAAAUACUCCAUUAAUUACUCCAAGAAUUGCUUCAGGAAUAACUCUAGGAAUUCCUCCACGAAUUGCUUCAGAAAUGACUUCGGGGAUUCCUACGGGAAUUCUUCCAGGAACUACUUCAGGCU
This is a messenger RNA of Aedes albopictus (Asian tiger mosquito), 5997 nucleotides long. RefSeq lists its product as uncharacterized. The transcript has 2 exons. NCBI's taxonomy places the organism in Eukaryota, Metazoa, Arthropoda, Insecta, Diptera, Culicidae. The record is from RefSeq and is a predicted model, not a curated record. The coding region runs from base 4707 to 5756 and encodes 349 amino acids.